GCAAACAGUUCUAGUCAUCAAAUAUAUAUUUCGGAAUAAAAUCAACACGAUGCUCAUAAAAGUAGCCAAGUUCCUGAGCCUUUUUUCGGUGUUUCUGGCAGCAGCCAAAGCUAAAUAUUUGUCUGAGAAACCCGACUUCCUGCAUCCUUGCACUGUAAGCGAUGCCGGCUUCAAUGGCUGUCUAACCAGCAAUUUCCAAACUUUCUUCCGUCAGUGGAAGGAUGGGAUUCCUGGCAACAAUGCCGUGGGAUCCUUCGAUCCCCUCUACAUAAAGAGAGUUAAAUUUGCGCAGGAUGCCAACAGGGCUAUUGCCAUUAAUGCCGAUCUGAAGGAGGUCUAUGUGGCAGGUGCUGGACAAGCGGUGGUUAAGGAAGCCAGCUGGGACCCCAAUCACUAUGUGGCCAAGGCUUUGAUAAGCGUUCCCAAGUUGCGUUUUAAUUUCGAGUACAAAGUCAAAGGACAUGUGGUGGCCCUUAAUCUUAAUGGUCAUGGCAACGGCUAUUUUGAAGCGGAAAAUGCUCUGAUAUAUCUGGAAAUGGCCGUCAAACCGGUGACCACCGCGGAUGGCGUUUUCGCUGAUGUGCAAAAUGUUAAGGUCAAUUUCCGCGAGAUAAAGCAAUUCCGCAUCAAGCUAGAGAAUCUCUUCGGCGGUAACAAGGAUCUGGAGGACACCGCCAACACUCUUUUCAACGAGAACUGGCGCGAUUUCUACGAUGUCCUGCGUCCCGCCGUGGAGCAAACUGUGAGUGGAGUACUCCUGGAUCGAUUCAAGAAGACGUUUGCCUAUGUGCCAGCCACCUACUUGAUUAAAGACUUCCAUUAAAACAUACACAGGCGGAAACUUACCUGUACUUACAAUUGUAUUUUAAAUAUGUUCUUGUGAUCAAUUUUCAUGUCGAUAUUAAAUAAGAUGUGAACAAACUAAU
Molecule: messenger RNA, 926 nt
Organism: Drosophila takahashii
Lineage: Eukaryota; Metazoa; Arthropoda; Insecta; Diptera; Drosophilidae
Product: protein takeout
Source: RefSeq, a predicted model, not a curated record